Molecule: messenger RNA, 1289 nt
Organism: Xyrichtys novacula (pearly razorfish)
Lineage: Eukaryota; Metazoa; Chordata; Actinopteri; Labriformes; Labridae
Source: the annotation of a GenBank genome assembly
AUGGAGAAAGAUGCAGAGAGCCUACAGCUAAGGUCCAACCUCUUGGCCUGUGACCGUUUCAAAGGCUCACACACAGCUGAGAGAAUCUGUGAGCAGUUUGAGGCUAUUUGUGAUGACUAUGAUAUAAAUGAUAAAGUAGAGUACAUCAUUAAUGAUAAUGCUGCUAACAUGCGGAAAGCUUUCACGGUGUGCUUCCCCACUGAACACGAAGAUGAAGUCUACAACAACGAUCAUAUCGAUGACCCAGAGCUCUGGAAUGAACUCACCCCGGAAGAUCAGCAGACAGUAGAUGCUGCUUUGGCAAAAAAAACAGCGCUUGCAGUGUUUUGUGCACAACUUCAGCUGGUGGUGGGAGACGGUUUAAAAGAAACAAAGGUGUCAUCUCCUGCUCUCACAAAGUUAUCCAAAUUGAGCUCAUUGCUACACACAAGCUCAAGGUUCAAAGAUGUGUUUAAUGCUGAAUUUGGAGAACACAGAGGCAUCCCUGCUGCUGUCAAUACAAGAUGGAACUCAACACUGAGACAAGUGAAGGCGGUUCUGCAUUUUGAUCAUGCAAGGCUCUCUCGCACUGUAGAAAAUGCUGGGCACAGGGAGUUGUUGUUCACAUCACGGGAGUGGAACCUGUUGAAGGAGUUAGUGGAAAUCUUGAACCCAUUUGAAGAAGCAACAGAUUUGACACAGGGGGAGAAGGUCGUCACAAUAAGCUCUGUUGUUCCCUCUGUCCUGUCCCUGAAUUACCACCUUGAGAAGCUGAAGCCUAAUGUCCGUUUCCAGAGCGGUCUGGUCAGAAGUCUCCACAAAUCCUUUAAGAAAAGAUUUCUUGGAAUUUUCAUCAAUGUUAAAAUGGCCAGAGCACAGGAUGGAAUCACUGCCCCCUUUGAAGACCCAAUCUACCUUAAACCUGCUGCCUUGGAUCCAGCCUUUACUCUGAUGUGGGUGGAGCACCAUGUGCUGGUCAGUCCUGACGUCAAGGCAGAGGUUAAACAACGAAUGAAAGGUAAAUAGUCAGAUUCUAACUAAUUUCUUAUAAUUUGAUGUAAUUGACUGAAACAGUAAUACUUCGUUAAACCCAUAAACAAUGAUAGUAAUUAAGGGCUCUUUUUCUGUUUCUUGUCUAUGUGUUCGCAGAACUGAUAGUGCAAGAUGCUGCACAGGUUGAGCAGCCUGUGUCUCUUGUUGAAGAGGAGGACCAAGAUGACCUUGGAGAAGGGGGAGGUCUGUUUGCUGCAUACCACAAGAGACGGAGGAAAGAUCUUAGCUCAUGCUGUCCUUCACAUAUGUCAAGAUAG